AUGGCCCCAUUGACGGUAGAGGAGCUGUUGGCGCAUCCUGAAUUCGAGCACCUCGUGUGGGAUCUCGAGCCUGAGAAGAAGGGCAAACUAGCUGUCGCCAAGGAUAGAGGUGGCCCUAUCAACAUUGCCUACGAGGUUCAUGGCCAUGGCGAUCGACACCUCGUGUGGAUCAUGGGCCUUGGGGGCAUGAAAGAUGCCUGGCAAAGACAGACCAAAGAUUUUGCCCAUGAUCAAGCUGACAAGUACUCGUCCCUGAUUCUCGAUAACCGGGGUAUCGGAGAGUCAGACAAGCCAAUCUUUCGCUACAGCACCUCUGAGAUGGCCAAAGAUGUCAUCGAGGUCAUUGAUCACAUUGGCUGGAUAGGAAAGCGUGAACUACAUGUCAUUGGCAUCAGUAUGGGAGGCAUGAUCGCACAAGAGAUGGCCUACCAAAUCCCCACGCGCAUCUGCACCCUCUCCCUCAUCUCCACAGCCUCCCACCUCUUCCGCACAACCGGCUUCCUCUCCAACCUUGCCGCCCGCGCCUCUCUCUUCCUGCCCAAAUCCCCCUCUGCCAAACUAACCAGCAUAAAACACAACCUCUACACCCCAGCCUGGCUCUCCGCCCCCGACGCCAUCCCCCCAGUCUCCUCGACCCCAUUCCCCACAAACGGCGACCGCUUCGCCGCAAACGAACUCCGCAAGCAACAGCACCCAGAGUACGUUGCUAAAAUCCCCUUCAUGCUCCAGGCUGUGGCCGCGGGCUGGCACUACAAGAGCCCAGAGCAGCUGCUGCGCAUGGCGGGCGAGGUGGGCAAACGGCGCAUCAUGGUCGUGCAUGGGACGCAGGACCGCAUGUUGGCCUUUCCGCUCGGAGUCGUGUUGUGGCGGGGACUGGAGAAGGGCGAGGGGAGGACGGGGCGGGAGAAUUGGUUGGGCGUGGAGCAGGAGGAGGAUGUCUGGGCCGAGGGCGGAGAGAUCGAGAGGCAUUUUGUCAAGGGGGGUGCGCAUGUGUUGCCCGCGGAGAUGAGGGCGGAGUUUAAUGGCUGGGUGGCCAAUCUGGUAGAGAGAGGUGUGCGGCUGAAUGCGGAGGAGGGGGUGGAGGUCUGA
Molecule: messenger RNA, 1089 nt
Organism: Plenodomus lingam JN3
Lineage: Eukaryota; Fungi; Ascomycota; Dothideomycetes; Pleosporales; Leptosphaeriaceae
Source: RefSeq, a predicted model, not a curated record